GCGGAUACCAAAACAUGGCGGAUAAUGAAUUUUUAUAGAGUUACUAACUUUGUUAGCUAUACUGCCGGUGCUUGCUGUUGAACUAAAGAAGAGAGAUGGAAUUUGAUUUUAAUAUCAAUUAUUUAUUUAAAGAUACAGUAACAAAAUUAGAUCACAAAGUAACACCAUAUAGGAAGAAUGCAAAUGGUUAUGAUUAUGUCACAUUACGGAAACAACUGCACCAAGUCAUUGACCGGAUGGGAGAGGCUUCUGCUAGAGCUCAAGGCUUACAUGGACCUAUUACUUUAGCAAGAAAGUUGGAAUUGUCUGAUCAUACAUUGUAUGUUAUCAAAGAUGCAGAAGCUAACAGUGGAAAGGGUGCUGCAGUAGGCAUAUUGAAGAUAGGACCUAAAAGAUUGUUUGUGUAUGAUAGUCUAGGGCGCCAACAUGAAAUGGAACCUUUAUGUGUUUUGGACUUUUAUGUACAUGAAUCAAGGCAGAGAAUGGGUUGUGGCAAAAAGUUAUUUGAAUACUUUCUGAAGGAACAGAACAUUAAUCCAAAACAUCUAGCUAUAGACAAGCCAUCGUUUAAAUUUAGUAGCUUUCUCAACAAACAUUACAAUUUAAAGGCAGUGGUUACGCAGGUGAACAAUUUUGUAGUGUUUGAAGGAUUUUUUAAUGGUAGAACAGAUAUGCAAGGUAGACGUAAUGGUAAACCUCCAGCUCAUCCUCCUAGGUCUCAUUAUAAUUACAGACAAGGGAGGAACAGUCCCGAGGAUGAUGUAAUCAUACGAAGACCUAAUGGUAUUCAUUCAGCACAGAACUGGCACACAAGAGACCGUCCACCAUCAGGACGAUUCUCUAAAGCAUCAAAUAAUACUUACCCUGUCAGAAAUGAGGAGCAUCAACCUGUUAAUGAUCAGAAUCUUGCCAAUAGACCAUUGUCAGGCCAGGUGAUGCAAAAUGAUGUCAUCAAUGAAAGACUGAACCCCCAACUAGAUUUGCAACAGCUCACCACUGCUGCUGAUCGUGCUUUAGGUGCUAGGGCAAACUUAUACAGUCGCCAUGGUAACACACCACCUGGGUCAAGGCCAUCAAGUAAUACUCAACGGCCAUCAAGUAACACUAGGACUAAAACUAACAAUAACCAUGCUAUUAACAGGAACUACAAUGAUAUUGGUCGACCAGACAGCCCUCCAUUACUACAGAGGAAUGGUGCACAGACAAACUUUCAAGACAAGUUAAAUUUAUAUCAAGAUUAUCAAGGUCGUACUGGUCAUUUAAAAUAUUCUCCAGAUGCAACUGUUGGAAGUUUGCCACAGAUACAACAGAAGCAAAGCCCAAGUCCAAGCAGUCUCUACUCACCAUCAUGGAGAACCAAAACUGAUUAUAACUGGACAGUGAAUGGACAAGUACAAAACCAUCAGACUAUAUCACAAAGACAUUAUAAUCAUACUCGUCUGUGGUGAUGAAUGAUAUUACUUUAUGAGUGUUCAGGAUUUUCUUUGAGGAAAUGAAAUUGGAAGGAACAUAUUUGAAGGAUGUGACAUUUUGCAGAAGGUCUCAGAUUUUCAUGAAGUAAAAUUGUGUUCUAAUAAUACAAUCCACAAAUGUAUUGGGAUUACAAAGUAUAUAUUGUAGAAAUGUAUGUCAAUUUAAAACUAUCCUGUCUUUAACAAUUACAAAAAAUAUCUUCUUAAGGUGCUAAAAGAACAGAUUGAAUAAUAUAUGCUAUGAUCUAUUUCAUAUCUUCAACCAUAUUGAUUUUGAAUAUGACUAGCUGCUGUCCAUAAAACAUGUUAAGAAGGGUAAAAUUAUUGUUAGAAAUCUUUAGUUCUUGUAGAAUUAAUUCAUAGUUUACAUAUAUGUACAUAAAAUAAAUUAUAUUACUGUAAAUUCAGAAAUUAUUGCGAGGUUUUUAUUAUUGCGAAUAAUGCGACUGAGUUGUAAUGCAAUAAUUAAAACUCGCAUUUUGUAAUAUUUAAACUUAAUUAAGCAUAACUUUUCUCAAAAUCGUAAAAAUUAAAAUCGCAUUCAAGUGUAAAAUUACAAAAUCGCAAUAAUAAAUGCACGCAAUAAUUUCUGAAUUUACAGUACCUAAAAUGACUAAUUCACUAUUUCACUACAGAGAGGAUUAAAAACCAGAAAGAAGCUGUUUCAAAUUGGACAUUCAUACUUUAAUAAUUUAUCUACUAACCCAGUCUAGCAUGGUCUGAUAGGAAAUUCAUUAAUAGAAUAAUUCUUUCUAGUCUUUGAUGAAAGUCACAGAAGAUUAGGAUUACCUAUUCUCUGUUGAGGGCAAGGCCGUUACAAUUGCAAUUACUUUUAUAUCCUAAUCCAACUUAUGUAAAAAUUAACUGUUGGUACCCAAGAAAAUAAAUGAAAUCCUCUGCAUGUGACCUUGCAAUGACUUCAUUUUAAGAGUUUAUUAACAUUGCAGUAUGAGAAACAAUUAUGUCAGUCAGAUUGUUUAAAAAAAUAAUUUAGAUUGAUUAAAGACUUUAGAUGUUAAAAGCCUGAUUAAAAAUUUAAGUUAUUGAGCUGACAAAUCAUAUUCUGCUUAUUGUAUACAAAUAUGACUCACAUAUGUUAUAUUUAGAACAUAUUACGUAGGAAUGUAUUAUACUCAUUACUUCAAUUAUAUUGAUGUUGCUUUUAAUUGGUGACUUUACUUGCCUCACUCAUUAUUAUUAUUUGCCAAUAUGCAUACAUGUUUAAAAAUAUCAACUUUUAAAGUUAAACAUAGUUGAUGCAAUCCAUUUUACAUCUGUAUAUUUUCUGUUGUAAAUUAUUUAGAAAUUUAAGAAAAAAAGUGCUCAGUUGUUCAUUUUAAUAUUCAUCACUUUUUUUGUAUAUAACAUAAUUAUUAUGACUGUAUUAUUUUAGUUAUAGAUUAUUUAUUUAGUGUUAUCUGAAUAUCUUUUUUACACUCACACUUCUUAAUUGAGCACACUGCAUGUAUCCUAUUUAAAACAAAGUCAGUAUAGUCAUUUAUAAACAAUGUCAAUUAUGUUUUUCUCACUUGAAUCCAAGUCAAUGAAGUCAGUAGAUAGUAUAUGGUAUGUUUGAAAGUGAAAGGUCUUGUUUUGUAAGAGUGGGAAACAAUAUGUAUUGUAUAUUUGAAGGGGUGGAUCCAGGGGUCAAGGGAAAUGUGUGUAAUUGUGGGUAGUAGGGUAAAAUAAGAUGAUUUUAUGCAAAAAAAAUAUUUAUUUUAGUCAAGGGCAUUACAUAUAUCAACCAGUGCUUCAUGAUAAUAGCUAGUCCAAAUAACUAUGACCUUCCUACGUAGGAAGGCGUCCCAGAAAAAAAAUAAAAUAGCCUUGCCAGACGUCAUAAUGAUUUGGACUAUAUAAUAGCCUAUCGUUUCCAUUUAAAAAAAAGAGCUAACACUGAAACUUUACAACCAGUUUUUCUAUGGUUGAGAUUUAUGAAUGUUAGUUAUUACUGUUAAAAGUCAAUGAUCAUGUAAUACCACUUUAUGUGUGUAACAAAGAAAAAAACUAAUUAUCCAAGGCCUAGAGAUUAUUUUCCUUGUAUCAUUUGUUUAACAACUUUAAGUGAUAUCAUUCUGUUUUCUAAUAAUGAAUAUAUAUUAAAGGUUUUUGGGUUGUUACAUAUGCUUUAUGUUAUAUAGCUAUAUAAAAAAAACUGUUUUUCAUAUUCUUGUAUAAUAAGCAUGAUAAGUUCAACUGCUUUUAAUUUGUUGACUAUAUUUCUAUUUUAUAACACUGCCUUUUUGUUCAUAAAUUUUACUGUUUGUCUGUAUGUAAAUAGUUCAUCAUUUUAAUUGUGUGUGUGAUUGGCUGUAGAAUGAGCUGUCAUAAAGGCUUUCUGGUGAAAUAGUGAUUUCCAAAGUGCUCUUUUUUUUUUAAGGAAAAAAUAGUUUUGAGUUACGUUUGUGUUGGUGUUCAUUUUACAAAUUGUUCUGGUAAUCGCACUAAGAAUGAAAUAAGGAGAAGUAGUUCGGUCUGCUUUUGAUCUAUAUGAAUUUGAUAAUUGUUAAGAUAACUUUUCACUAUAUGUGUAUUGGAUUGACAAUAAUUUGGAUUAACACAGUUUCAGUAUUGUAUUGUUGAAGUCAUUUUUGUCAGCGCUUUGUCCCAUAUAAAUGAUAUCAGAAAGUUUCUUGUUAGCUUUUGAAAGUCCCUUUACAUACAACUGUUGGUUACUUUUGAUUCAGAUGUAAAUAAUCCAGACCAGCCCCUCUGAAUGGCUUUCUUAAAUUGAGUAAUUUGUAACAAUAAAAUGUGUUUCAUGUUUGUUUUUCAGUAGUAAUGUUGGAUAAAAAGCAUACACCAUAUAUGAGACAAUAUCUGAAAAAGUCGAUUUUUUGGCAAUGAGAAAAAACAAAAAAAAAUAUUUUUAGACCCGGUAUUUUAAUAGCACGAAUCGAAGAACACACAUUGUAGAUCUAGGAACUGUUGUCUGUAAUUCAAACAAUUGUUUAAUAAGAAAACAAUGGCUAUUUUAAAAAUGGUUAAAAAAAAAUCCAGUUAUUUCCUGUUUUUUAAAAAGUUUCUAAUGGGAAUAAGGAAUAAGUUUAAGACAUUAUUUGUGGUUUACUAGUAUAUCCUGCAAUAGUUUAUCAAAUGCCAAUUAUUGAUUUUAGCAUUUGCAAUACAAAAGGUUUAGAAAUAUACUUAAAUAUAGUCAAAUAUGUCGGUAACAUGAAAGAGUCUUGCGUAACAGGACAAUGGUAACAGGAUAGAGUUGGUAACAGAAAGGAUUUUUCUGCUUUAUUUUAAAGUUUAAGAAAAAUACAUCAUUAUAGAUUGGUCACAAUUAUAAGAUAACAGCAAACAAUGUCAUUUAUCCUUUGAAACUGUAUUUGCAAGAUGAAAAAUCUGCCUAGGUAAUGAAAAAUUCUAAAAUAAAUUCCUUGCUGUUACUAUCUACUAUACUAGAAUUGCACAAUGUUCUCUGCUGUUAUCAAAGGGAAAAACCCUAUUUAUUUAUUCAAUUUACUGUGUAUUAUUUUGAAAUUUAUUUGAUAAGGUGGUGAUAACAUAAAUUAAAUUAAAAGGUUGGCAUAUAGUAGAUAAACUUUUUGAUUCUUUAGUGAAAUUGUCAUUAGCAUCCUUCCUGUUACUGAUGAUGGUUAUGCUGUUACUUUUUAUCUGGUAACACGACAGAACGUAACAGAAAGGAAUUACGCGAUAGUUUUUGUCCUUUUUAUCACAUUAAAUGCAAGUGUAUUUCCUGUAACAUAUAACAUUUAAAAAGAUGACAUAAAAACACAUCUAAUGUUGUGGUGCACACUUAAAAUUAUUCUCAGAAAGUGUAAAAAAAAGGCUAUAACAGGAUAGAACACCAUAAAGUAUUUUUCUAUAAAUUCGUACCUUGGAUGGACUUGAAUUUCCAAACCUGGCCGCCUUUCCAUCUAUUUCUUUGUACUUAUGCAUUCAGAAAAUGAUGCUCUUCAAAAUACAUAAUGGGAAAAUAACUCUUGGUCUUGUAAACGUUUCCACGGGUAAAAAAGACCUAGUGGUAACAGGAGGGAAAUCACCCCUGGGGACAAAUUUUUUUUCUCUUAAAAUUUGCAAAAUUUUAUUACAUGCUCUAGUUAUAAUAUAAAAAGACAAAUUAGGGGCAAGUUUAUUAUAUAAUUUAUCAUAUAUGUGAGAAUCGGACGCCUGUUUAAUAAAUUUGGAUAUUAUUUGAAUGAAUUAGUUUUCCAAAAAACACAGGGGACAACAUGAUUUUAGGGGGGGUUGAACAUUUAAAUUACAAUAUUUUAUUGGAAGAAAUAUAAGAAUGAGUGUUUAAUUGUCAGGGGUUGAUGCAUUAUAUAAUUUAGUUCAUACUGAAACUUGAAAUUUUCAAAAAAGAUGGUUGAAUAAAAAAAUAAUUGCUGGUGAAGUUGGGGACAUGGAAAAUCGACUUUUUCAGAUAUUGUCUCAUAUACAAAAUAACCAUGGAAAAGUUUUUUAUUGAAUAUAAAGCAAGUUUGUAAAUUUUUAAAUUAAAAAAAAGUUUAUAACUUUGCAAGUUUUUGUUUAUGUAUAAUGAUUGUUACUUUGUGUAUAACUAUUUAUUAUAUGGUGGUUUUGUUCUGUUGACAGAACUUUAAUGAAUGUUAUGUAAAUGAAAUUGUUCUGUCUCUAAAUUACAUGUGUAUACAUGUUUCUUAUGCAGGAAACAUGCAAAAUAAUUCACAAAAAAGAAAUUGUUAUAGAAAAAAAAUAAAACAAAAUCUAUGAAUUGUUA
Mytilus trossulus (common blue mussel) is the source of this 6186-nucleotide messenger RNA. RefSeq names its product alpha-tubulin N-acetyltransferase-like. Gene Ontology annotation, biological process: alpha-tubulin acetylation. Gene Ontology annotation, molecular function: tubulin N-acetyltransferase activity. The record is from RefSeq and is a predicted model, not a curated record. The transcript has 9 exons. Lineage: Eukaryota; Metazoa; Mollusca; Bivalvia; Mytilida; Mytilidae. The coding region runs from base 96 to 1448 and encodes 450 amino acids. Gene Ontology annotation, cellular component: microtubule.